AUGAUAUGCUUCAAUGUGGGGCACUCGAGCGCGUUCUACGCGGGGUUCGGCGGGGUCGGGGCGGGCGUGAGGCUGUUCGCGCUUUCGACAAGGCAGAAGGACAUUGCCGAGCGGUACGUGACGAGGGCUGCGUUGGGGAAGGAGGAUAGGACACGGCUGGAGGAAGAGUGCAUGGUGGCGGCAAGUUGCACGAUUGAGCAUACCGAGGAUGUGCAGGACCAUCACAUUGUUUUGACGAAGAUUGACGGCGUCAAGGUGCCGGAGAAGGACGAGGAGGGGUUGAUGCCUUUGGUUUGGCAACACGGAAAGUUGAUCACGGAAAGUUGA
Messenger RNA from Chondrus crispus (carragheen), 327 nucleotides. RefSeq lists its product as hypothetical. The coding region runs from base 1 to 327 and encodes 108 amino acids. Gene Ontology annotation, molecular function: FMN binding. The record is from RefSeq and is a predicted model, not a curated record. The transcript has a single exon. NCBI's taxonomy places the organism in Eukaryota, Rhodophyta, Florideophyceae, Gigartinales, Gigartinaceae.